Molecule: messenger RNA, 4051 nt
Organism: Closterium sp. NIES-67
Lineage: Eukaryota; Viridiplantae; Streptophyta; Zygnematophyceae; Desmidiales; Closteriaceae
Source: the annotation of a GenBank genome assembly
GUCCUCUCUGCUCCAGUGUGCUGAAUACCCAGACCAGACCACCCCAUGGCGUUAUGUUCCCGAGGUCGCAUGUUCUCUAGGUUGGCUGUUCUCCAGCCUGGGUAUUCCCAAGGCUGGCUGUUCCUUGAGCUGGAUGGUCUCUCAAUGGGCAAGCAAGCAGGACAACUGGCGAUCCAUGCUGGUACUGUAACGUUAGGACUAGAUUGCAAGUCUAGAAUGGCAGGAGACUAGGUUUCUACAGCACCACCAAGCAGCAGGUCCGAAUAAUCGCAGAACUUCCAAUAAGCGCAACUAAUCAUGGAGUUAGCGGAAGUUGUGCCGACGGCUAGAAUAUCAGACGCGAACGAUAUCUUAUGACAUUCCGGCGGUCGUGACACGCGAAGGAUAUUUCUUUGUGAAUGGCUUCAUGGUUCUGCCAUACUGAGAAUUAUGACAAAAUUGCAUUAGGGCAUUAUUACGACAUCAUAACCUUAGGACAUUUAUGACAUUAUGGCACCGGAUGCUGCCUAGCCUGGGCUCUUCAAAUUCCGACACCGUAAUCCCGAGCCAGAAUCGUCUCAUUGGUGCUGAUUACUGUAUUCUAACAACAACAUCAACAACAACAACAAAAUAGAAACCUAUGCUUUCAGCGUUAGCAAUCGCUAAACGCAAGGAGGUUCCGUUUCGCUCUAAGUUAUAGGGUGAAGGAGGAAUUACGGCUAUCUCUGGCAGCCUUAUCGCACUAUAGGAUAAGACCGACUUCAUGUUCCAGUGCCUGUCAUAAGCCGCCUAUUGUCCGAAUCCCGAACGCCGAACGCCAGACGCCAAACGCCAAACGCCAAACGUCAGACGUCAAGCGUCGAACGCGGAACGCCAAUCCAUGUCGUUAAAGCCCCCCAGUGCCGCUGCCGCAGCAGCCGCCGCCGCAGCUGCUGCAGCGCUUGGCGCGGGCGCGUCAGUAGAAGGCCACCCCGCGUCACCGGCCGGCUCCCCCGCUGCUGCCGCCACGUCUCCCGCUGCAACGACCACCGCAGCAGCAGCAGCAGCAGCAGCGGCGGCAGUAACAACAACAACAACACCGCCAGCAGCAGCAGCAGCAGCAACAGCAACCGGUGGUGGUGCCUCCCCUCCCUCACCCUCCUCCGCACCUGCUGCCACGCCUCCUGGUGACACUGUCACGGAAGCCAUGGGGGUUUCUGAACCUGCACCUACUGCUGCUGCUGGUGGCGCUGUUGCUGCUGCCGCGGCUAGUGCUCCCACUGGUGCCACGGCCAUGCUCUCUCCCUCCACGUCAGCGUGUACGAAGGCCGCCACGUCGUCGUCGCUGUCGUCGGCACAGCAGGCGCCGUCAGAGGGGCGAAAGAUAUCGUGCGAGGACAUUCAACUGGUGCAGAACCUCAUCGAGCGCUGCCUGCAGCUGUACAUGAGCCAGCGCGAGGUGGUGUCCACGCUGCAGUACCAGGCCAAGAUCGAACCCGGCUUCACCAAACUCGUGUGGCAGAAGCUGGAGGAGCAGAACCCGGACUUCUUCCGCUCCUACCACAUGAGGUUACGGCUCAAGGACCAGAUCCACCAGUUCAACUCUCUGCUCGAGCAGCACGCCCAUGCCGUUCGCACCCACCGCCUCCACCGCUCUGCACCGCACUCCGCCCCUGCUACAGCCUCUGCUGCUGGUGCUGGUGCUACAGCUGGGGCUACAGCUUCUGGUGCUGCUGCUGCCACAGGUGCUGCUGCUGGUGCGGGUGCUACUGCUGCUGCUGCUGGCGGUGCUGCUGCUGGUUCUGCUGCUGCUGCUGCUGCUGCUGCUGCUGCCACUGUUUCUGCAGGCACUACCCCUCCCCCCUCCCAUGCUGCCGCUGCUGCUGUUCCUGGCGUCCCUGCUUCUAUGAGGGGCCCUCCUAUGCAUGGUGCAGCGCCCCCUUUCUUGCACCCUCACGCAGCCGCCGCCGCAGCAGCGGCAGCAGCAGCGGGGCAUCACCCGCACCACCCCCACCACCCGCCCCACAUGCUGCAUCAUCCCCACUCCGCGCACCCCUACUCCAUGCUCCCCCCGGGCCAGCACCCCCCCCACAUGCCCCCGCACGGGGUUCCCCCUGGCGCGCCCAUGCCUCCCCCCAUGCUGCCGGGCAUGCUUCCCCCCCACAUGCUCCCGUUUGGCCCGCACCCCCACCCCCAUGCACACCCGCAGCACCCACACGCACAUUCACAUCCCCACGCCCACCCAGCUACUGCCGCUGGUGGUGGGGGCGGUGGUGGUGGAGGGGACAUGCCGGUGUUAGGGGUUCCUUCCUCUGCUAACGCGCAUGCUGCUGCCAUGCAUGCCCAUGCGCAUGGGAUGUCCCAUCCCCAUGCACAUCCCCAUCCGCAUGCCCUUGGCCACGCACAUCCCCAUGCGCAUCCCCAUGCGCAUGGCAUGGCGCACAUGGCGCAUGCGUCGAAUCCUUCCUCUGCUGCUGCGGCAGCUGGAGGCCUCGGUCCUGGGGGGGGAAGAGCAGGGGCGAGCAGUGAUGAUGACAUGGCAGGGGUGGGCGGAGCUGCUGAGCUGGACAGUGACGGGAGUGACAUGGCGUUCCCGUUCGGUUCAGUCGACCUCUCGGGUAUAGGCAUGGGCAUGGGGAUAGGCAUGGGCAUGGGGCUAACCUCUCUUGACGUCGGCCCCUUUUCCUCCUCCCUCGCUCUCACCUCGGCCAAUCAUGAUGCUGCGUUUGGGUCGUCAACGCCCCCGUCAGCCACACGGGGAGAGGAGGAUGGGGAUGGAGGAGAGGGGGAGACAGGGCACCAUCAAACCCACCAGCCGCACCACCACCCCCAUCACCAUCAACAGCAGCAUCACCAUGGUCAUCAUGCUGGCAUGGACGCAGACCAUCCGCAACACUCGCAUCAUCAGCAUCAUCAGCAGCGCCAUCAUCACGAUGACCAUCAGCAUCAGCAUCAGCAGCAACAUCAUUCAACACAUGGUCACGAGCAAGGGAGUGCAAUGGACACCACCCAUCGCCAUCACGAUGCCAGCACCCAUAAUGGCCAUGCACCAUCAGCCGUAGGGGCAGGGGCACAUGACAUGGGGCCACAUGACAGCACAGGCAUGCACCCACCCCAGGCAGCAAGCCGGCACGAAGGCUCUGCUCCCGCUUCCUCUGCAGCUGCUGUUGGGAGGGAGAUUGCUCUGGGUUCGCUGGGACACCUUCCAAGAAACUUCAGCCUUUCUGACUUGACUGCAGACUUCCCAGGCCCCCAAAGCGAAGGUGGUCACAUGCUGGGGCUACUGCCGGGUUCUCCACCCUUCAUGAAUGCCGAGGAUGCUGACUUCCUGAGGCCAGCAGACAAAGACCCCCAUGUGAAGCUUGAAGGCUCCGUGUGACUUGGCCGACUAACUCUGGUUGACCUGACUGUGGUUGACCCCCCAUAGAGUUGACUUUGGUUGACCAGAGAGCUGACUUCGGUUGACCGGAGAGAGUUGACUCCGGUUGACUCUUCUUGACCAGGAAUCAGCAGCAAAGAGCCCAGUGGGUGGGGAGCGAGAGAAGAGAGUGCCUCAGAUGGAGGGGAUGGAGGGGGAGAGGAGAGGAAAGGGAGGAAGGGAAAGGCAGGAAAGGAAGGGGUUUUUUUAAAGAAUUCUCAAAAACACCACUCAGGCAAAAUGAAGGGAAAGGCAGGAAAGGAAGGGGAGGAAAGGAAAGGGAGGUGGCGCUGGGGUUGGGGGCAUGCUGUAGGGAGGAACGGAGAGACGGCCACUGCUCGUGCUGUUACUAUGGGACUCGUACGGUUGUCGGAGAAUGGGAGCAGUGCUUGCUGCUGGGGUAGGAGAAAGUCAGGAGCUUGUCUUGGCGCGGCUGGGUCAAGUGCUGGGGCCGUGCAUGGGAUGCGAUGGGAGCAGUGCAUGCUGCAUUGCUUUGAGGCGCCUCAAAACUUGAGUCAAGUGCUGGGGGCCGUGUAUGGGAUGGGAUGGGAUGGGAUGGGAGCAGUGCAUGCUGCAUUGCUGUACCAAGGCCCAUGCGUCAGUCAGUCAGUCCUCUUGAGGCAACUCAAGACGAAAUGUACUGUACGCAUUUUACAUUCCUGCAAAUCAUUAUUA